Parascedosporium putredinis is the source of this 825-nucleotide messenger RNA. Lineage: Eukaryota; Fungi; Ascomycota; Sordariomycetes; Microascales; Microascaceae. The record is from the annotation of a GenBank genome assembly.
AUGUCUUCGUUUAGCGGAAGGGUAUACUCAGUCACGGGUGCGGCGUCCGGAAUCGGGCAAGCUGUCGCCGUCCGCCUUACCGAGCUGGGAGCGGCGGGUCUCGCCCUCAGCGAUCUUAAUCUCGCCGGCCUAGAGACGACGAGGGAUCUAUGUACGAAGAUAAGAAGCGAUGUCAAGGUCGCCCUGACCAAGGUGGAUGUCAGUAACCCGGAGCAGGUAGAAGAGUGGAUCCAAGCAACGGUCAAGGAGUUUGGUCGUCUGGAUGGGGCCGCCAACGUUGCGGGCAUGGCGGGCGGCGACGGAGACACCACAUGCGCCACCAUCGUGAACUGGGAUCGAAUGAUCAACGUCAACCUCACAGGUGUGAUGUUUUGCAUGAGGUCACAAAUCCCCCAUCUGCCUAGGCCAGGAGGUGCCAUCGUGAACGUUUCCAGCACAUCGGGCCUUCGUGGUCUCCCCAACAAUGCCGCGUAUGCGUCGAGCAAGUUUGGCGUCAUCGGCUUGUCUGAGUCUGCGGCCGGCGAGUUUGGCCGGGAGGGAAUCCGGGUCAACGCUAUUCUGCCGGGACCCAUCGACACUCCUAUCUUUAGGGAUGGCGAAGCCAAGGGGCUCUUCAGCUCCGAGAGGACCAGCGCCGCCACGUGUAUGGGCCGCAUGGGACAAGCACAUGAGGUGGCCAAGGUGCUGUGCUUCAUGCUGAGCGACGAUGCGUCCUAUGUCACAGGAGGUAUGUUCACAGAUGAUAAGCUAUACUACAAUGUACGCGACGCUAACGUGGAGACUCCAGCCCAUUGGACCGUUGAUGGAGGGUACAGCGCUUGCUAG